Molecule: messenger RNA, 3357 nt
Organism: Stegastes partitus (bicolor damselfish)
Lineage: Eukaryota; Metazoa; Chordata; Actinopteri; Pomacentridae
Gene: smpdl3a
Product: sphingomyelin phosphodiesterase acid like 3A
Exons: 8
Coding region: 76-1401 (441 amino acids)
Biological process (GO): sphingomyelin catabolic process
Molecular function (GO): sphingomyelin phosphodiesterase activity
Source: RefSeq, a predicted model, not a curated record
CGUCAGAGAGCAAUAAACUUGUGAACGUUAUCAGACAAUGUGAGACGUUGUUCUGUCAGCUUUAACAGUCUAAACAUGGUGCAGCUGUUGUGUUUGCUGCUGCUGCUGUCGUUCAGCGCGGCUCCGGUAUCGGCGGCUCCGACUGGAGGCAGCUACCUGCCGGGCACAGGCAGGUUCUGGCACAUCACCGACCUCCACCUGGACCCCUCCUACAACCUGGCCCCAGACCCCACCAAGGUUUGUUUCUCCUCUAAAGGUCUCCCUGCCACCCAUGCCGGUAUGUUUGGAGACUUCCUGUGUGACUCUCCCUACAGCCUCAUCCAGUCAGCCUUCACUAACAUGGCGACGCUCACGCAGCCGCAGGACUUCAUCAUAUGGACCGGUGACAGUCCACCUCAUGUCCCUGCAGGCGAGCUGUCUACAGACAUAGUGAUCCAGGUGAUCAGUAAUAUGACUCAGACCAUCAGACAGCACUUCCCAAACCUGACAGUCUAUCCUGCAGUGGGAAACCAUGACUACUGGCCACAGGACCAGAUGCCGACCUCCACUAAUGCCAUCUACAAAGCUGCAGCUCAGCUCUGGAAGCCCUGGUUGCAGCCAGAUGCUCUGCUCACACUCUCACAAGGUGGUUUCUACUCCCAGCUGGUAAAGCCUGGUUUGCGGCUGAUUAGUCUCAACACUAUCCUUUACUACGGUCCAAAUAAAGUCUCAAGUAACAUGACAGACCCUGCUGGACAGUUUGAGUGGCUGGAGAAAACUCUGGAGAAAGCUGCUCAGAGCCGAGAAAAGGUGUACAUCAUAGCCCAUGUACCAGUGGGAUACCUGCCUUUCGCCAGAAACACCACAGCUGUCAGAGAGAGUCACAAUGAGAGACUAGUGGCCAUCUUCAGGGAGUACAGUGACGUCAUUGCAGGACAUUUCUACGGCCACACACACCGAGACAGCAUCAUGGUGCUGCUGAACCGACAAGGUAAACCUGUGAAUUCUCUUUUCGUGUCACCGGCUGUUACACCGAUCAGAAGUUUUGUGGAGCCCUACUCUAACAAUCCAAGUUUCCGCAUGUACUUGUACAACGCAAAGGAUUAUGCUAUGAUGGAUAUCUGGCAGUACUAUUUGAAUCUGACGGAAGCCAACGAGAAACAAAGAUCUGACUGGAAGCUUGAAUAUAUCAUGACUGAGGCUUUUGGACUGACUGACCUGCAGCCACAAAGCCUGCUCCAGCUGGGCCUGAGCUUCAGGCUGCCGCAGACCAAAGCCUUUGACAAGUAUUUCAGCCACUUCAUGGUCAACUACAACAGCAGCAUCGUCUGUGAAAACUACUGUAAGGUCAGCCAGGUGUGUGCUGUGCUCUACCUGGACCAGCUGUCUUAUUCUAAAUGUGUCGCAGAGGCACGAUGGUAGCGUGAAUGUGCGUCUAAUGAAGGAUCGUUGAGGGAUUUGUCUCAGGGAUCAUAAUUUCUAUUUUUAAAUUUAGUUCUUUGUUUUUUUUUUUACAAUGCUGGAAGUAUGAAAACGAAAGUGCUUUUUCUACUCCUAAAUAAUCAAAUAACUCUGUUUUUAUUUGUUAUUCACAAUUUUCAUCUAAAAUAUUCCUCAGUGGAAUCAAAAGUUUUCCAAAUGCAGCCCAGAAUACCUGUUAGAGCCUGACUGUUAAUGGAAUUUGGAGCUUUUUGGGGAGUAAAUAAUUAUGAUAUCGAACAAUAUUAUAUUGAAAAGGAAAAAUGAUAGGGUCAGUGUUUGUUUUUUGUUUUUUUGUUUUUACUUCCCAGCAGUGUCUUUCAUAAAGUAGUUUCUGCGGCUUUCUGUGAAGACACUGCUUGACUUUGCACCACUGUCUGUCCAGCUUUGAUGCCUGCUCUGCUACAUGUGCUGCAGACAAUUGGAUCAUUUAUGUAAUGACACAAUUUCUAAAUUACCCCAAACACUUUUUUUCCUGCAUUAUGCUCUGUUGAAAAAAAUUAAAUGUUUUCAUAUCAGACAACAUAAUGCUAAUAGAAUAUCAAUGCUUUGUUAUAGUUGUUCAUAAAUAUUGAACAAAUAUAAAGAAAUUCAGUUUAAAGAAUUUAAAUGAAAUACAGGUAUACUGUAAAAACAUACUGUAUUACAACCUUUAAAGCAUAACAGUCACGACUGAUUUGUUGGUUUUGUGAAUGAUAUAAUUUGUUACUUGAAUCAGAAAAAGGGAACACAACACAAUACUUGCACAAUACCUGCUGCUUGCACGUCCGUAUUGAAAAAAUGGUAGAAGACCGACAUUUUUCCAUGUUGAUUUUUCCGUUUGUGAUGUUUAGUCUAAGGUAUUACUUGAUUCCACUGAUUUGGAAGCAUGUUCAAAUGCCGUUAAAUCCACAAGUGACAGCUAGUCACAGCAAUACAAUGUUCUUAGACAUACUAAUGAUACUGAGAUGCAGUUGUGUAGUCUUUAUCUGAAAACAUUAAAAAAUAUUUUAAGCUGAAGUUUCAUCAUAGUUAUAUUUGCUUUAAGAUGGAUUCAUCUCAUCAGUGUGCUUCAUAAAAAAAGAUUAAAGUUUUAAAAUCUGCUUUAAUAAAGAGAUGAAGCUCCUCAGUCCAUCAUGUAAGUUUUAUUUACAGACCAAAUAUCAUCAUGCACUAAUUAUUUACACCUAAUCUUUCAACAAUAGAUUGAGCAGAUUAAUCAUGAAUACUGAUCAGUAUGGGACGACUUCUAGCGCGAAGGGAAAUAUGUGAGCAAGGUUUUGGUACAAGAGGAAUUAAAUCAGAUUCUUUAUAUCUCAUUGCAUCUCUAAAAUUAUGCAUUAUUAUUAAAAACAGUGCAAUGCAAAGCUGUAUUGUACUAACCCGAUCCCUUCUUUAUCCAUAAUGUUCGGGAGACAGAAAAAAACACAGUCUUAGAAAUAGAAACAAAGAUUUUGCCAACUUACAUUCACAUUCCUCUUGUAACUAAACCCCAGUGGUUGACGUGAUAGACAGUUUGCUAGUUGGCCAAAAUCACAUUUACUGGUCUGCCCACGAUCUCACAGGAAGAGAAAAGCUUAGAUUGAUUGAUAAAUUAUUUAGCUGACACAUAUUUGUCAUGAGCUAAACGAAAAAUUAAUAGAGGAACAUGGGGGAAGAAAACCUGUCACGUUGUACGUUCUGUUAAUUCUGUUGUUGAAAUUCAUGUUCAGUAAAUACAAGACAUCAUACAUGAAAUGUGGACGGCAAAAUGUACCAUAAAUACAUUAAAGAAUGUGUGAAUGAUAAUAUGACAAGCUGCUGCAUGAAAGUGAAAUAUAAAAAGAACAUGUAUCAACUUGACUGAAAAAGUACUGAUUUUAAUUGUGCUGCUUAUUUUUCUAUUGAAUAAAGAUCUUUACUUAAAAUAACAUGUUUAAA